Molecule: messenger RNA, 1062 nt
Organism: Alternaria rosae
Lineage: Eukaryota; Fungi; Ascomycota; Dothideomycetes; Pleosporales; Pleosporaceae
Product: concanavalin A-like lectin/glucanase domain-containing protein
Exons: 2
Coding region: 1-1062 (353 amino acids)
Biological process (GO): carbohydrate metabolic process
Molecular function (GO): hydrolase activity, hydrolyzing O-glycosyl compounds
Source: RefSeq, a predicted model, not a curated record
AUGUUCUACAGCUCAGCUCUUUUCUUGGUUUUCGCCACAUCUUCUCUCUUCGCCCAGGCCGCUGCGGAAUGUAAUCGGUUCUCCACCAAUGGUUCUACGGCAUCAACAUACGACUUCCAUCGCUUCUACGACUUCAGGCAGCUACAUGAUGAUAUCAAUGGCGAUGCGGCUUCUGCCUCGUCUUACGGAGAGGGUCACACGGUCACAGAAUCAGCCAGUGGCCAGUCCAAGAUCAUUGAAGCCGCUCCCUGGGUCUCGGGCUGGAAUGCGAGAGAUUGGUAUAGACCGUCGUCAAGGGAGGAUACGGUGGAUAUGUACUAUAAACCAUCUCGCGUGUCAAUAAGCAAAAACAGCGACGCGUCGCAAGAACACUCUACCUAUCUUACCUUACACACGACGAGACUUUCGGAUGGAAGCCAGGUGGCCGCUGAACUAGAUUUCGCGGAAUACAACGUCACGUACGCCUCCAUCCGCAUGUCCGCGCGCAUCAAUGGAGCCAGCGGCGCAGUUGCGGCUUUCUUCACGUACCAUGACGAUACGAAUGAGUCGGACAUAGAGAUACCGACCGGAGGAAAGGCAGACGAAGUGCACUACUCCAACCAACCCACCGCUGACCCAGACACUGAAGAUCCCAUUGAUGGUGCAACGUUCAACGUGUCAAUGGAGGCUCACAAGCCGACUUCCGACUGGAACAACUACAGGCUGGACUGGGUACCUGGGAAAAGCGCCUGGUACAUGAACGGCGCGCAAUCGGCUGAUACGGAAGUCAACGUACCGGAUACAGAGAGCAUGAUCAUCUUGAGCCUUUGGAGUAACGGAGGCACCUUUUCGGGGCGUAUGGGAACCGGGCAAGAGGCAUGGUUUGACAUUCAAUGGGUUGAGCUGCUCUUCAAUACGAGUGCUAUCGCUAGCACCGAACCCGACGGGACAGUAUGCUCGGUUGAGUCGUCUCCAGGCUCGCCUGUACCCAGUGCCUCGCGUAGCCUUCAAGAUCUGGUUGCUGGGCGUAUCUGGUGGGCUAUUGGGAUGGCGUCAACUGUGAGCUUCCUGGUGUCCGUAUGA